Molecule: messenger RNA, 1374 nt
Organism: Marasmius oreades (fairy-ring Marasmius)
Lineage: Eukaryota; Fungi; Basidiomycota; Agaricomycetes; Agaricales; Marasmiaceae
Exons: 5
Coding region: 1-1374 (457 amino acids)
Source: RefSeq, a predicted model, not a curated record
AUGAGGUCUUAUGCCGUCGUUUUCACCUCCAGAUUGGCACUCCUUACAGUCACACUUUCCUUCGCAAAGGCGUUCACUAUCAAUGGUCUUCCAGCUGUUGUAACAGCAGGUCAAGUCGAAACACUUACAUGGACCCGAGAUAAAGAUGAUCCAACGAAUUUUCAGCUCGCAAAGUCCUCAGCUGGGAAGUUGGGAAUGAUCGGCUCUCCACUGACGGUGGACAAACAGGAAGAGACUCAGGGUACCCUACCAGUUACCUUCAUCGAUGCUCCAACUCAAGUAACUAUCGUUGCCUACGACCUCAAACAUGGUGUUUCCGUAGACCCUAAUAAAGAUAAACCGUUCUUUACCGACACAGCCCAUCCGAUAAACAUUCAGUUUCCUCCUUCUCCUCAUAUGUCUCCUGCGCAAGUGCCUCACCCAACUAGCACAACGUCUGCACCAACCAUCACACCAAACACUCCACCGGGGUCGCCUAAUAGCGCUUCCCAGACUCAGGUACCCACAGUCCCUACAAGCGUAAGCGUCAAUUCGACUUCGAUGGCAAACGGUGGCACUAUUACGACGAAAGGACUGCCGGGAGCAAGUACUGGCCAAUCUGGAUCUUCGGGCUCAUCUCAGUCGGGAAUGUUCGGAAACCUAGGAUACAAUUCCACGGUCGCUUCCGCUACAAAUACAAUUGGCCCAGUCUUUCCAGGAGAUCCUACCAACCCUUCGACCUCACCUCCUCCACAUCCUUCCAAUCUCGGUAUCAUAGUCGGCACUGUCCUCGGCUCGCUGGCAUUCAUCGUCUUUAUAAUUUUGCUCGUCGUAUGCAUCCUUCGCCGGUACCGAAAGAGAAUAACCCAACCAGACAGACCAGGGAUAUUCUAUCGAGACAAAAUGAUCAAAUCGGACGAACGCAUUCCGAGGGUUCACUCAGACUUGGAACCACUCAAUCAUACAUCUAACGAUUCCCCCACCGUCGACGACGCUGAGAACACCAACCUUAUCACCUCGCGAAACCGUUCGUCAGAUGCGACGACGCUUAGUGUACCCGACUACCGGACGAUAUACACUAUAACGGAAACGGACUCGGCUUAUGUGAGUUACGAAGGUUCGGAUCUCACAUCGAUAAUCACCGAGCAUGCCGAACCCUACAAUGGAGUCGCUCCGCGUACGGAAAGACAGAUGAGUAUUGAGAAAAAGAUAUUCCAGUUACAGGGGAAACUGAUAAGGCUACAUGGUGAGUCGCGGUCGACGGGUAGUAUACCUUCGAUACCGUCGAUAGUUGGUGAUAUUAGAGAGCGGAUUGAGAGGUUAAAGAUAUUACAGGAGGGCGAGUGGGCGAGAGAGAUUAGUGAUGAUGUUCCUAUUGAGAUGUAUGGUUCCUAA